This is a messenger RNA of Notothenia coriiceps (black rockcod), 714 nucleotides long. RefSeq names its product phosphoinositide 3-kinase regulatory subunit 6-like. NCBI's taxonomy places the organism in Eukaryota, Metazoa, Chordata, Actinopteri, Perciformes, Nototheniidae. Gene Ontology annotation, biological process: positive regulation of MAP kinase activity; G protein-coupled receptor signaling pathway. Gene Ontology annotation, cellular component: phosphatidylinositol 3-kinase complex, class IB. Gene Ontology annotation, molecular function: 1-phosphatidylinositol-3-kinase regulator activity. The transcript is spliced from 4 exons. The record is from RefSeq and is a predicted model, not a curated record. The annotation marks the transcript as partial.
GGAAACUUCUAUCAUACUAAGGGAGCUUUUAAAGUUCACCAUCUGUUCUUCUUUUACAAGCUAUUUCUCACAACAGGUAGCACCAGCAAUAACCUAAAUGAGUCGUAAAUGGGGUUAGAGCUAUUCAGUGUUGUGAGGUCAGUGGUCUUGUCCUCUUGUGGACAGUAGACAUGAUGUUUCUCCAUUUGCUAGAAGAUGUGUUUUAAAGAAUCCUAUAUAUAGUAUGAUUAUCUUUUCUGUUUGUCUCAGCCCCUCCUCUUCUAUUCUUGGUGUGAAUAUCAGACCCUCUGAAGACCUUCUGACUUUUGUACUUCGCUGCAGACUGCUUGACUCUCUGUAACGAUUCACCUUCUUGCAAGAAUAAACUGCCUAUUCCAAGAAUCUUCAUUUCAGUAUAACGGAAAGGGAUGCUGCGAUGGAGUCUUCAGAGGAAGCUGGAGGCCGAUCCCUCCUGCAGCGUUUCAUUGAUCGGACUGCUGGUCAAAGAGCUGAAAAAGAGGCCGGAGAUGAUCCAAAAAACACAAUCCUUCUCACAUGUGAUCCCAGUGCUGCACACGCUCUACUCUGUGGUUAUUGAGUCAGGUGUCAUGAUUCCUACCAGCCUUUUCCAGACAGCGUAUGACCGUUUGAUGAAAUUGCUGAUAUUACCGUCGCCUUACUCCACUGUGGCCCACAGCACUAUGAGGAGCAUCAAAAUGGAAAUUACCACACCAG